This is a messenger RNA of Ornithodoros turicata, 2561 nucleotides long. Its product is annotated as diuretic hormone receptor-like. The record is from RefSeq and is a predicted model, not a curated record. Gene Ontology annotation, cellular component: plasma membrane. Gene Ontology annotation, molecular function: diuretic hormone receptor activity; G protein-coupled peptide receptor activity; peptide hormone binding. Lineage: Eukaryota; Metazoa; Arthropoda; Arachnida; Ixodida; Argasidae. Gene Ontology annotation, biological process: adenylate cyclase-modulating G protein-coupled receptor signaling pathway; cell surface receptor signaling pathway. The transcript has 13 exons. The coding region runs from base 362 to 1855 and encodes 497 amino acids.
GCCUAGAUAGCAUCAGGCCUGCUCCCACGUGACACAGCGUCACACGAGGAAGGCCUGCUGUGUGUGCUGCUAUGACGCCGAUGAAAGACGAAACGAGAAGAAUGCUUGAAGCGUCUUGCAAUGCCAGGCAGGCCUCCGUGGGGUGACGUAAGCGCGCAGGUCUGAUGCUAUUUAGGAAGUGUUGGUCGACAGCGACGAAGAAGGAUUGUCUGUUAUGUCCGCGCCGUAUUGUGCACCUUUGUGCCUGUGUGCUACUGUGUUUGCCUCACCUAUCACGCAUAUGUGUAUGUGUUGAUCCCCGUCCAGUUGAUUCCCAUCCCGCUCAUACACUACCCCACGUGUAGUGACGUAUAAGGGUAAGAUGGCGGAAUACAUGCAGUGGCCGUCUGACGACCACCUGGAGAGCCUGUUCGUGGGUACCCUGGUGAAAGCGCUACGGAAUGCCACAACUGGGGAUAGUGGUGCCUUGGACGACCAAAGACCCAUGUGGGAAGACGCGCUCUUGGGAAACAUCUCUUACGCAGAGCUGGAGUGCUACCUUUCUGCUGCAAACGACACUGACGAGGAUACGAUUGCCGAGUCUUCGUACUGCGCCCGAACCUGGGACGGCUUAUCCUGUUGGCCUGUGACACCUAGCGGCUCAGUUGCUGUUCUUCCCUGCAUUCCGUUCCUCAAUAACCUCUUCUACGACACCUCCAAUAAUGCCACGAGGCCAUGUUUCGAGAACGGUACCUGGGCUGAAAGGUCCGACUACUCCAGCUGUAGACCGCUGUUCGAAGUCGAUAAGAAGGUGGACGAAAUGACGAUAUACUUCAUCGGAUACGGAGUUUCCCUCUUUGCGUUGACCAUUGCUAUAUGGAUAUUUCUAUACUUCAAGGACUUGCGCUGCCUACGAAACAUGAUUCAUGUCAACCUCAUGAUCACUUACUUCCUGAUAUCGAUUACGUGGAUGACAACGUCGGCGUUGCAAUCGGUUCCUUCGCCAGCAUAUCGAGAGACAGCCUGCUCCCUCUACAUUCUCCUCACAUAUCUGAUGGGAACAAAUUUCUUCUGGAUGUUUGUCGAGGGCCUCUACCUGUACAUUCUUGUUGUCAAGACGUUCUCCGUUGAACUUGUUCGCUUUCAAGUCUACGCACUCAUCGGAUGGGGUGCUCCAGCGGUGCUAGUUAUUGUAUGGGCUGUUGUAAAGUCCUACUAUAGUCCUUCUCAUAAUGAUGUCAGAUUAUUUGAUGGCAUGUGCGUGUGGCAACUGAAGGACAUCUACGACUGCAUCUUCAUUUGUCCUGUCGUGAUUGUCCUACUCGUGAAUAUGUUCUUCAUGGGCGAAAUUAUGUGGGUGCUGAUCACGAAGCUCAGAGCUGCCACAACCUUGGAGACACAGCAGUACAGGAAAGCAGCGAAGGCUCUACUAGUACUUAUUCCACUGCUGGGCGUCACGUACAUACUCGUCAUAUGGACUCCGUCCCAUCGCACCGCGAAGGUUAUCUUUACGUACUUGCAGGUGACUCUACUGUCAACUCAGGGCUUUACAGUUGCGGUGCUGUACUGCUUCCUCAAUGGAGAGGUCCGGAGCACCAUACGGCACCACCUCAGUCGCUGGAGGACAACACGCUCUCUGAAAGCCGACCGUGCUCGCCAGGGUCUUAGCUACCGCGUGGGCUGUCGCCAAGCACAACAGUUACAACCGCCCGAGGCAACACGACUCUACAAGGGGCGAGCCCCACGGGCAAGCUGCGUCAGUUUUGCAUCAACCACAUCUACGGUAGGGAUACAACCCGUUGGGGGGCUCUUCACAUCGCCACAUCGCUUCAUAAAUGGCUCUUCGUACAGCCCAGCCAAGGACGACGUGGUAUAGGCUUGGACGUUGGGGUGUUUAAUAUUCAUAUUCAAGCGUUCAACACUCCUUGAAGCCUCCGGCGUCUUCUAAGGAGGCGGCAACAGUUUGGGCGUAAAAUGUGAAACAUGGCAGAUGAACUGUGAGGAGCCAGUUCUACGUCACUUGAAACUGCGCAUCGUAGGAAUCGUGGUACGGACACGAAGAAACUGUGCAGCACAGUUCAAGAGCAAUGCUUACAAUGAUGCGUUUCUUCAUCAGUUUGAGUAUUGCACUUUUUGGCAGUGCAAUGCACCACUCUUACCAGGUCAGUGACGUGCAGGUCGGGAUUAGAGAUAUUGUGCUUCCGCGGCGGUGCUUAUCAAGAGAACAUUAUUACUUAUAUACUUCGAGUGUUCCUGCAGCUGACUGAAAAUGCACAUCCGUUGUGUCCUUUGGCUACGCAUCCAACAACAGUGUAAGAAACAAAGCAUACAUGUAAAGAUAAAGGAAUUUAGUCUCGGCAAAGUGAUCCAAAGUAUCAGGCAUAAUAUGCAACUAUACAGCACAAACGUGUGUUCUUGAAUACAGGAGCAGUGCGUCCACAGAUUGUGUACUAAGCAUAGGUGGAAGCUACAUCAGCUUACUGGUCCCAUGUGGUCUUGUUUCUUGUUCUUUUUCAUGAGGUUCAUGAUUUUCGAGUAUUGUACUCUGUAUCAAACAUUAAACGAACACGUGCAAGAUUUCA